Penicillium hordei is the source of this 2232-nucleotide messenger RNA. RefSeq lists its product as uncharacterized. The record is from RefSeq and is a predicted model, not a curated record. Bases 1 to 2232 code for a protein of 743 amino acids. Gene Ontology annotation, biological process: regulation of DNA-templated transcription; DNA-templated transcription. Lineage: Eukaryota; Fungi; Ascomycota; Eurotiomycetes; Eurotiales; Aspergillaceae. The transcript is spliced from 6 exons. Gene Ontology annotation, molecular function: zinc ion binding; DNA binding; DNA-binding transcription factor activity, RNA polymerase II-specific.
AUGCCCGCGGCACCGGCAGAUGAUCCUGCUAGGCGCAAGCGACCGGGUAGAAAGUAUACCUCCCGAGCCUGUGAGACAUGUCGACAACGACGAGCUAAGUGUGAUGGCAUCCGACCGUCUUGCUCCCGCUGCCUUGACCGUGGCGUUCAAUGCGAGUACUCUACAGCAGAGGACGGGCGGCAGCCAGCGCCCAAGUCUUAUGUAGUCAUGCUGCGCAAUCGAAUUGAACUCUUGGAGCGUGUACUGCAAACCCAUGGCAUUGAUUCUGACGCCGCCAUUCAACGGAUGACGGAAAAUGAGCCUGACACCGAGUGGGCCCCGGCUUGCUCCAAUGUUGAUGACUUGUGUACUACGUUUGACGGCGCACUGACGCUUGACGAGUCAUUAAAUUUCGAUCAAGAUGGUGAAGUACGGUAUUUUGGACCGACAAAUUCGCCCAACGAAGAGACGUAUCAGUCCGAUGGCCCUUCCAUGCGAACUUGUGAAACACCGCUGAAUGGGAGCACGGAGUCGGUAGAAGAAAGCUUCGCACCAGAAGUCGGGCUUCGAUCUCAUUUGAUCGACCUGUAUUUUGAGUGGGAACAGCCAUGGCUUCAGGUGGUGAACGAGACACUGUUUCGAGAUUCCAUGAGAAAUGGCGGGCGAUACUUUAGCCCCCUUCUUUUAAAUUGCAUUCUCGCUUUAGGGUCACGGUACUGCGAUCGCAUAGAAGUUAGAUCAGACCCCAACGAUUCAAACACAGCCGGCAAGAUAUUCCUCGAGAGGGCUGAAAGAUUGAUUCAAAACGACCUCAGGUGGCCCAAGAUCACAACAAUCCAGUCAUUGACAAUUAUGGGCAUGGCCUAUAUUGCGAUGGGGUCUGAUGCUGCUGGGUGGCUCCACCAAGGCAUGGCCAAUCGACUGGCCCUGGAUAUGGGCUUCAACAUGGAUCCUUCGGUCCUCUCCGGGACAGUUGCUCUUCCACCCAUUGAAAUUGAACUCCGAAGGCAGAUCUAUUGGGCUCUUUAUUGCCACGACAAACUCUCGGCAAGCUACACAGGCAGAGUGUGCACGUUACUGGACUCCCAGGGUGUCGUCAACAAACCAUUCCCCUUAUGUGCUUCAGAUGUCUAUUUACCUUCAGCAAAUGGCAAUGGACAAUUAAGGGCUGCUUCUCAAAGAGACGUGGUACAGUUGCAUAGGGCAAUGAUUGACCUGUGUCGUACAUUUGAGAAAGUUCUCCUUUCAUUCUGGUCUCCAAAGCCACUCCUACAACCCAAGCAACGUUUUGCAUUUUUUGACUCCUGUGUGCUUGAACUCAAGACAUGGUACUACGAUCUUGCUCCAGAGCUCAAAGUUGACCGUCCAUCUGGUCCCUCUCGAUUUCCUCACGCCUAUACAUUAUGCAUGGUAUACCAUACUGUGUGCAUUCUACUUUGCGUGCCUUUUCUGAGCAAUCAGUCUGCCAGUCAAGAUGUUGGCAAUCACACCGACCCACAGACCCAACAGAACAGCAGCAACAAUGAUCAGGAGUCUGUCUGUAGACAGAAAAUCAUGACAAUAUGCAGAACCUCAGUCCGAGGAAUGUGCAUUGUGGCCCAGAAAUAUAGACAGACAUUUGGCAGCUUCAAGCUGAGCCCUAUAACCGCGACACACUGCAUGCUAUCGGCGGCAUCGCUCAUCAUAGAAAAAUGCUGCGUUGAUUACGCCAUGAGAUCUGGUACAGGCAACCAAGCCUCACGAGGUCCGUCACCACAGGCAGCUGUGGGGCUCUGCCUUCAGGUAUUACGGGAACUCUCAACGUCCUGGGAUAUUGCAAAGCGUAUUGGACGAAAUCUUGAGAAAUUAUACUGCGAACGACUGAACUGUGAUAUUGACCAUAUGCCGCCUGCCCCUCCAUUGGAAUGCAAUGACAUUUGCACAACUGCAUAUCAACCGGCAGACGUGGAUCUCUAUGUAGGGCCCAUGGCCUCGACCGAGCCACUCCAAGGUCUGCCCAACCCAAAAGACUUGCAUGUUCAAGAUAUCCCUCUGACCCCUCCUGUUCCAAAUUCCAAUUGGUUUGAUGUUCCUGCUUCGAGUAAUACUUAUCAUCACAAUAACAACAACGGCGUGAUUGGACUUGCGGCAGCCCCUAACCCUGAUGAGCUGUUUAUCAACAACCUCGGCUUUGCAUUUUCGGCCAAUUGUCUACCCAGUGAUUACAACAUGUUUGAUACAUUGAAUCAAAUGUAUUUAGAAGAUAUAUGGUGA